This is a messenger RNA of Ylistrum balloti, 1432 nucleotides long. RefSeq names its product monocarboxylate transporter 12-B-like. The coding region runs from base 65 to 1432 and encodes 455 amino acids. NCBI's taxonomy places the organism in Eukaryota, Metazoa, Mollusca, Bivalvia, Pectinida, Pectinidae. The record is from RefSeq and is a predicted model, not a curated record. The transcript has 4 exons. Gene Ontology annotation, biological process: transmembrane transport. Gene Ontology annotation, molecular function: monocarboxylic acid transmembrane transporter activity.
CUUUACUAUAACAGCUCCCUUUUGUCUGGCUUUCGGACAACACUACUCUCAGCGACUUGUGGUGAUGGUAGGAGGCGUUGUUGGUGGAGUGGGCGUGGCUCUCUGUUAUUUCAUGAUCAGUAUAGAAUACAUUAUAUGUGUAUUUGGCAUAACUGUUGGUUUCGCCAAUGCCUGUCUAUUCGGGAAUGGUCUAGUAAUUGUUGGGAUGUAUUUCGAGAAACGUCGAUCAUUGGCCACGGCUUUAGCCCUGACAGGGGCCAGUGUUGGUCAUUUUGCCAUUCCUCCAAUUCUACAGAUACUGUUGGAUAAUUACGGAAUACAUGGGGCAUUCCUCUUUCAGGGCGGAUUUUAUCUAAAUAUUGCUUUCUUUGGAUCCCUGUACAGACCACUUACUGUCGUACACAAGAACACAAAUGUUGAGACGGAACAGGAAUCCAUGUUGACAAAUAAGUCAAUGGAAUCUCCGCGUAAAAGAUUCCCAAAAGAGCCAACAGACUUUUCUCAAUCACAUCAAAUGUUGAACACCUUACCGGAAACGUUGAAGAAACCCAGGAUGUCUUUAAGUACCAAUGACCUCACACUCGACAUCAAACUGGAUGUUAGGAAGAAGGCAAAUCGUUUCGCGUACUUGACCAGUGCCGGAAGUCAAAUGAUGGGCUCAGUGGAGAGUCUAGGUGUUAUGGUGAUGGCAGAGAAUACUGAGCAAAAUCAAGGCGAUGCAGAUAAUGAAUUAGGAAAGAAAUCCGGAAAGAAAUUUGUGUUUCCGAAAGUAUUCCAUUGGAAUGUUUUCAAAAUGCCGGUUGUGAUAAUGUACACUGUGGUUAUGUUUGUAACGUUUUACGGAUAUUUUAGUUUUGUGAUAUUUUUGCCACCAGAUGUUGUGUCACGUGGUGUGUCCAAAUUUGAGAAAACAUGGUUAGUGUCUUUUUCCGGUAUUGGAGAUUUUCUCGGUCGAGUUUUGAUAGGGCUUGUGGGCGAUUUAGGCCUAAUGAAACGGUACAAGAUCAUGGCAAUGGUUUGCGCUCUCUGUGGUUUAAAUAUCUUCCUAUUUGACUUAGCAACCUCAUUCUGGUGGAUGGGGGCCCACGUGUUCCUUUAUGGGGUAUUUGGAGGGGCAUAUGUCGCCAUCAAUGCUGUAGUGUUGAUGGAUUUGGUCGGAUUGGAGACUUUACCAAAAGCACUGUCAACUGUUCUUCUCUUCCAGGGAGCCGGGGCAGCUGUUGGUCAACCAAUAGAAGGUGCCAUCAGAGAUGCCACUCUCUCAUAUCAUCCCAUCAACUACAUGAACGGAGCAUUCCUAAUAGCAGGUGCCCUCCUACUAAUCUGUCACCCCAUGCUUCUAAAGUUGUGUGAGUCACCAAAGGCCUUACAGAACAUUGACAUUCCCAUGAUUGCGAUAGCUGAGGAGGGCCACGGACAGAUGGACGUCUGA